Molecule: messenger RNA, 443 nt
Organism: Sinocyclocheilus rhinocerous
Lineage: Eukaryota; Metazoa; Chordata; Actinopteri; Cypriniformes; Cyprinidae
Product: WAP four-disulfide core domain protein 2-like
Exons: 5
Coding region: 33-443 (136 amino acids)
Biological process (GO): antibacterial humoral response; innate immune response
Cellular component (GO): extracellular region
Molecular function (GO): serine-type endopeptidase inhibitor activity
Source: RefSeq, a predicted model, not a curated record
ACAUUUUCCACUGUUUUCCACAGGUCGAGAGGAUGAAAGCUCGGGUGUGCUGCUCGUUGAUUGCUGUUUUGUUGUGUCUCUCUGUUUACUUGAGCACAACAGACGCCAAAAAACUAGUCACAGGAAACGGAGAGGCACAGCCAAAAAAAGCAAAGCCAGGAGUGUGUCCUAUAUUCAAUCUUGAUGGAGCAGUGUUCAUAGCGUGUUUGGAGUUGUGUUCCCAUGACGGUAAAUGUCCGAAUGAUGAGAAAUGCUGCAGCAAUGGAUGUGGACAUCAGUGUAUGCCUCCAUAUAAAGAAAAACCAGGAGUGUGUCCAAAAAUCAAUCUUGAAGAUGACAUGAUAGGAGAUUGUGCUGAGAUGUGUUCCCAAGACGGUCACUGUCCGGAUGAUGAGAAAUGCUGCAGCAAUGGAUGUGGACAUCACUUGAGGCUUUCCGUGUAG